AAGUUACAUUCAGACACCACUGCCAGUUGAAAAUAAAAGUCUGAAACACACUAAACUGCAUGUAUAAAUGAUACAAUCCCAGAGUUUUAAUAUCAGCUUUAAAACAUUUCAACAUCCUUGAUUUCUUCAAUGAACAUUUCAGUUAAAAUCAUAUUAGCGUGAGUCACAGGUCAGUUCUGGUCGAACGUGCCGGGACGUGGCACAUGCUUAACAGUUUAAUGGGAGCCUGAGAUGUUUAGUGUCCGGGAAUAGCAUGAAUGAUUCCACCACUGACUGCUCCAGCUGUCUGUUGAUGGUGGAGAUGUGUUAUCCACACAGUCGGUUACAGAACCACGGAGUCCAAUAUGGUUCUAUCGGAAUCCCAUGAGUAAAAUGGAAGCGACGAUGAGUGCGAACAGAGCAGCCGCCUCCACAAUAUCGUCCGCCUUCUUCUCCCCGACUGAUUCCUGUUUCUUCUUCAACAGCUGCUCCCUGCGGAACCUGAGGUCUUGCUCUCUCUGCAGCUGCUCCCCAUAGUGGGACUUGUAGAACUUGUCAAAGUUGAACAUGUCACUCGGAUUCCCCGUCCCCAUCACCGAGUGGCGACCGCCGCUUGGCGAUUUAGUCGGACCCGAACUGCUGUCUUUGGUGUGAGGUCUGGCUGCAGAGGUGAGGUCCAUCUGGCUCAGGAGACCGCGGUCAUACUUCUUCCGGAGCCCUUUGUUGCCCAGAACCGUGUAGGCUUCACUGAUCUCGGAGAACCGUGCGGUCGCCUCGUCGCUCCCGGCGUUUCUGUCCGGGUGGUAGAUGAAGGACUGUUUGUAGUAGGCGGUUUUGAUUUGGGCUUGAGUGGAAGUCGGCGGCACCUCCAGAAUCUCAUAAUAGGCUGUUUUACUUCGGUACAAAGGCGCCUCUCUGGUCCCGUUGCCACUGUAGGCGCGUAUAAACAACAAAGCGCGAGCCUCGGCACUUCUUGGCGACAGAAAGUGGCCAGCGCACCGACACCCGGUGCCGUGUUUACAACCCCGACUUGUGUAACAGCCUGGCGGCGAAACUUCAGCGGUCACCUCCGUAGCUCCGUCCACUCGUCGGUGCUCAACAUCCGCGACGCAGGUCGACGCAGAGAGAGAAGCCGCGACGUGUGGAACACGACUCCUCAAAGUCCCUUGGAGAUACUGGUUAAAUAACAGAUUAGCAGCAUUAGCUCCUCUACUACAACUUGACCUGAGCUCCGCCAUCUUUGCGGAAGUCUUCUUCUCCCGUCCAUUCGAAGCUACUUUGACGGCAGCACUGCCACCUAUUGGUCAUUUCACACGUUUUAAUGUACAUCAAACUAUUAGACUUCGACUUCGUCAUUGCACAAAAACAUAUCGCUGUGUUAUGGUAACGAAAUUUCAGUCUGAGGCCUCCGGUUUUUUUUUUAUUUAUUGUUAGUAUUUAUCUGAUAUUUAUUUUGUUUGUCAGGUUGCUGAACGUCAGACAAACUGCAAUACUAUUUAUUUGUUUAUAUUUAGUGUAUAUAUAUAUAAACAGUAUUGUAGCUAUUGUCCAACGUUCAGCAACCUGACAGCACCAGGAACGAAACUGUUCCUGAAUCUGGUGGUUCUGCAUCGGAUGUUACGGAAUUAAUACGAUACAAUUCGAUUAUGCAUUAUUAGCUAUGUAUUUCACUGCAACACGCGCUUUCAGACUAAACAUUUUGUUCGGUAUAGAUGAUCGAGACUCUUAUUGUGAAUAUUAUUGUGAAAAGCAGGAGCGGAAAUCCUGGUGAGCACGGCGGCUAAAUCGCCAUCAAGACUGUCUCAACAAAAUGUCUAAAUUAAAAACAGUUAUUUGGCCUAAAAUCAUUUUGUUUGGGGAUUCGAUCACGCAGUUUUCCUUCCAGGCGAGUGGCUGGGGAGCAGAGCUGGCUCACAAACUUUCCAGGAAGUGUGACGUGGUAAACAGAGGCUUCUCCGGCUACAACUCCCGAUGGGCCAAGAUCAUUCUCCCACGCCUCAUCGACUGUCAGAACGCAGCAGGGGGCGACAUCGCCGCCGUCACAGUCUUUUUUGGGGCGAACGACUGCGCCCUGGAAGAUAAGAACCCUCAGCAGCACGUUCCACUCCAGGAGUACUCGGAGAACCUGAAGGAGAUCAGUGGCCUGCUGGCUGCUGCAGGAGUAACCCCGGAUAAGGUGGUUUUCAUCACUCCUCCUCCUCUUCACGAGCCAGCCUGGGAGAAGGAGUGCAUCCUGAAAGGUUCUCCGCUGAAUCGGCAGAAUCAGGUGGCAGGGCAGUAUGCUCAGGCGUGCGUCCAGGCUGCAGGCCAGUGUGGGUCAGACGUCCUGGACCUCUGGACGCUGAUGCAGAAGGACGGACAGGACUACAGUGUGUAUUUGUCGGACGGGCUCCACCUCUCGGAGAAAGGCAACCAGUUUGUGAGUCAGCAUCUGUGGGAGCUGCUGCAAGGCCGCCUGGAUGGUCUGCCCUUCAUCCUGCCGUACUGGGGCGACAUCGACCCCCAGAGCCCGGACAGUAGCCUCCUGAGCUGAAUCUGUGGACGCUUCCAUUUGAAUGAAGAGACAAGAGGGAGAUGAUGUUUGUGGAAGCUUGGAACAAUCCAUCGCCAUCUAGUGGUGGAAUGCUGGGACUGCAGCCAAACGGCAUCUUGUGCACGACUUCUUUACUGUUAAAUAAAGUCAAAUUGUGUUGUUUCAGAGGUGUUAUUCAGUAAAAAAUAAAAAAAAGGAAAUAGUUUUAAGCAAAAUCCAAAACACUUGAAAAAAAAAAUACAAUUUGAAAGACCAGCAAAAUAAUAAUGAAACAGUUUGGCAAUAAACAAACUAAAAGGACAUUGAAUGGCAGUUCAGUUGAAUCUUUUGUAGUGUGCGUGAUCUCCAUAAAAAAACAAAAAAACAAACAGAAUAAAAAAGUGCGACAGAGUUUAUUUUGAAAAACAAAAAUCACAUUUAAAAGUGACCAUGGUUGAUUGUAUCAGCUCACAUACUCGUCUUCAAGAGGUCUUGACUGUUGUUUACUGACCAAUAAAAAGUAGCAGGCAAAACUGGCGAGGUGGGUUUUUGCUCUGAUUGG
Molecule: messenger RNA, 3053 nt
Organism: Synchiropus splendidus (mandarinfish)
Lineage: Eukaryota; Metazoa; Chordata; Actinopteri; Syngnathiformes; Callionymidae
Gene: iah1
Product: isoamyl acetate hydrolyzing esterase 1 (putative)
Exons: 6
Coding region: 1790-2512 (240 amino acids)
Molecular function (GO): hydrolase activity, acting on ester bonds
Source: RefSeq, a predicted model, not a curated record